Molecule: messenger RNA, 1116 nt
Organism: Plenodomus lingam JN3
Lineage: Eukaryota; Fungi; Ascomycota; Dothideomycetes; Pleosporales; Leptosphaeriaceae
Source: RefSeq, a predicted model, not a curated record
AUGUUCCGUCGUCCAGGCACCGGGCGCUCCAAGGCUUCAGCCGACACGCUCUGCCAAAAAUGCCUGAAAAGAGGCCACUACAGUUACGAGUGCACCACGUCUGCGCAAGAACGGCCAUACAAGUCGCGGCCCUCGAGGACCCAGCAGCUGCUCAACCCAAACCUCCAGCCAAAACUCACCACCCAAGUCCCCACCGAACUGCUACGCAAGAAGGGCGUCGCCGACGAGAUUCUCAAGAAGAAAGAAGAGGAUCGACGACGCUCACGCUCUCCCUCGUCAUCUGCAGACUCAGUGUCCACCAUAUCCACCAACCGCUCGCCCUCUCGCUCACCAUCGCCCCCACCGCGAAAACACAACGCACACCAGUCCAGAGAAGGCUACGCAAAGGCGCGCGGUCAGAAGCGCAGACGACGAUCGGAAUCCAUGGACUCACGCUCAUCCGACAGCGAGGGCGAAUACGACCGCAACACUCGACGGCGCAUGAGCUCCUUCAGCCCCGGUGAACGCGGCCGCCGAAGAUCACGCUCCCAAUCCUCACGUCUGCGCCCCUCGAUCGAGGAUGGCGCCGCCAGAUCCCAUCGAGACCGAAGCGGCAGCGCACACUCGCGCAGCCGGGGCGCAAGAAGAAGAGGAAGAAGCCACGACAAGCCACCACACCGGCGAUUCUCCCCCUUGAGGUCCGGGUCCAGAUCCAGGUCCAGAUCAAGGUCAAGAAACCCAGAUCGCAUGGACAUAUCCGAGGAGCAGCCCAGAAUCGGGGCUCCAAGCAGUCGAGGCAGAUGGGGCGCAUCGCCUCCCCGACGACGACCACCGCCUCGACACAGCCGUGACGACAGGAGCCCAAGCCCAUACUCGAAGCGGGUAGCAGCCACCCGACAACUAUCGCCCCCUAGUUCCCGGCACCCGAGAAGCAGCGAGCGCGAUUACCACAACGGCGAGCCCCGUGCUCCUCCUGCACCGGCGCGAAACCGCUUCGCUGAUGAGCCUGCUGCUAUGUCGAAUCACUGCACCGCGCCACCUGUUGCGCAACCGCCUCCAGCCCCGGUACAGAGACAGCGCAGUCUCAGCCCUUUUAGCAAGCGUGUGGCUCUUACGAGAGCUAUGCAAGCGGGUUGA